Grosmannia clavigera kw1407 is the source of this 2118-nucleotide messenger RNA. RefSeq names its product carboxypeptidase s1. The record is from RefSeq and is a predicted model, not a curated record. Gene Ontology annotation, biological process: proteolysis. The transcript has a single exon. Lineage: Eukaryota; Fungi; Ascomycota; Sordariomycetes; Ophiostomatales; Ophiostomataceae. The coding region runs from base 1 to 2118 and encodes 705 amino acids. Gene Ontology annotation, molecular function: serine-type carboxypeptidase activity. Gene Ontology annotation, cellular component: fungal-type vacuole.
AUGUGCGCAGUUCUGUGGCUGCUGUCGCGGCCGUGCCAGGCGCAGUAUCCGGACGCGCUCAACGGAGCCAAGCUGACGACGGUGCGGUCGCCGCAGGACGCAGCUAUCAGCAUUGCAUACACGCGGCCUCUGGGGGCGUGCACGACAGCCUUGGACAGCCAGGAGCAGCUGGCCGGCUGGGUGACAGUGGCGGCCGACGCCGACCGCCCGUACGCGUCGCACACGUUCUUCUGGUUCGUGGGCGCGCGCGAGCCGACCGCCGCGCUGACCAUGUAUCUCAACGGCGGGCCCGGAUCGAGCUCCCUGUUCGGGCUCUUUGCCGAGACGGGUCCGUGUGCCAUCGUGGAGACGAGCGCGGCCGGUCUGGGCACGGUGGCGCGCGCGUGGGGAUGGGACCGGGCGUCCAACAUGCUCUUCGUCGACCAGCCGGCCCAGGUCGGGCUCUCGUUCGACGCGCUCGUCAACGGGACGCUGGAUCGCUAUAGCAACAACAUCACGGUCGGAACCACGACCGACAGCAGCGAUCCCAUGCUGCUCAGAGGCACCUUUGCGUCGCAAGACCCCGGCCGCACGGCCAACACCACCGCGCUGGCCGCCCACGCCGUCUACCACCUGCUGCAGGCCUUUCUGGCCGAGUUUCCGCGCUACAGCCCGCCCAAAGGCUCCUCGCUGGGCGUCAACCUGUUUGCCGAGAGCUACGGCGGCCACUACGGGCCGGUGUUUGCGGCGCAGUGGCAGGCCGAGAAUGCGAAGAGUGGUGGUCAUGGUGGAAACAGUGAAAAUAGCACCAACACAACCUCCACCUCCACCAAUACAACCCUCCACAUUCACCUCGCCGCUCUCGGUCUCAUCAACGGCUGCGUCGAUGACCUCAUCCAGGGCCCGCACUACGCCGCCAUGCUGGUCAACAACUCGUACGGCUUCCACGUCGUGCCGCCGCUGCAGGCAGCUCUCGUCAAUGCCAGCUUCUAUGCCAGCGGCGGCUGUGGCGACCAGAUUGCCGCUUGUCGUGCUGCUGUUGCCCGCAGCGACCCCGACGACGACGGCAGCUCGGCUGCGGCCAACAGCGCCUGCGCACUCGCUCAGAACACGUGUGCCGCCCAGAUGAUCGACCCCUACGGCGCGGCCGGCCGCUCGGUCUACGACCUGGCCCACGCGCUGCCCGACAGCUUUCCGCCUGCCUACUACGUCGACUACCUCAACAGCGACGCGGUACAGAAGGCUCUCGGGGCGCCGCUCAAUUUCACGGCCGCCAGUAGCGCCGUCUCUGCCGCCUUUGCCGCCACCGGCGAUCUCGAGCGGGCCUCCGAUACCAUCACCGACUUGGCCGCCCUUUUGCAGGCUGGCGUUCGUGUCGGUCUCAUCUACGGCGACCGCGACUACAUCUGCAACUGGCUCGGCGGCGAGGCCGUCAGCUUAGCCGUCGCCCGCGCCGCCGCCGGCUCCUAUGCCGACCGCUUUCCGCGUGCCGGCUACGCCCCCAUCAUCGUCAACGACUCCUACAUUGGCGGCGCCGUCCGCCAGUUUGCCAACCUCAGCUUCAGCCGCAUCUACCAGGCCGGCCACUUUGUGCCCGCCAGCCAGCCCGAGACCGCCUUCGAGGUCUUUGCCCGCAUCAUUUACGGCACCGACAUCGGCACCGGCGAACCCGUCGAUCUCGCCGUCUUUAAUUCCUCCGGUCCUCUUCACGCGGCCAGCUCCCUCUCGCUGCCCUCCAGCCCAGCUCCCACCUGCUUUCUUGGCAACGCUCCCGACUCCUGCGCCGACGACCAGCUCGCCAGCCUUCAUAGCCAAAGUGGCGUCGUCAUCAACGGCAUCUGGUAUGCCGCCAAGAGCGAUUGGCCCGGCCCUGCUUCCGGCCUCGUCGCUGCCGCUGACGCCUCCUCUCAUCGAAACCCGUCCUCCUCUCCUGGUCACACCACCAUGCUUCGCGGCUCCGCUACUGCUGACGCUGCCCGAGCCUCUCUCACCGGCAUCUACACUGCCACUGCUACACCCGCCGCCGCCGAGCCCUUCUGCGCCCUCACACCGGCACCCUGGUCUGUCACCGCCCUGGCCCUUGCUGUCGGCCUCUUUUCCUGCCUCGGGGCGGAGCUUCUCACCCUGCGGCUGGUCUAG